AUUCACCAUGAAGCUUGUAAGAUUCUUGAUGAAACUCAAUAAUGAGACUGUGACCAUCGAGCUCAAGAAUGGCUCCCUAGUCCAUGGAACAAUCACUGGUGUCGAUAUGCAGAUGAACACCCACGUCAAAACUGUCAAGAUGACAGCCCGUAAUCGGGACCCAACAUCCCUCGACUCCCUAUCUAUUCGUGGUAACAACAUCCGGUAUUUCGCGCUCCCUGAUGCACUUCCUCUAGAUACCCUCUUAGUGGAUGACGCGCCGAAGCCAAAAGGCAGGAAGAAGGAAGAGCGACGCGAAAGGGGAAGGGGACGAGGGAUGGACCGUGGGCGUGGUCGGGGAAGAGGUCGAGGAAGGGGUUUCUGAUGGUAAAUACCAGGCUCAUUGUGAGACGAAGAGCGCGCGUAGGGUACACCACUCAGCAGAUAUAAACCCCUCUAUGUAUAGCUAAACGCCUUGUUGUCUUGUCCCUCUGAAAAGCGGGUACUACUUUCAGUAAGAUGGCCGUGUAUUGAAGUGAAUAUCGAUAACACCAUGAGCU
Suillus subaureus is the source of this 539-nucleotide messenger RNA. RefSeq lists its product as uncharacterized. Bases 8 to 364 code for a protein of 118 amino acids. The record is from RefSeq and is a predicted model, not a curated record. Lineage: Eukaryota; Fungi; Basidiomycota; Agaricomycetes; Boletales; Suillaceae. The transcript is spliced from 3 exons. Gene Ontology annotation, biological process: spliceosomal snRNP assembly; RNA processing. Gene Ontology annotation, molecular function: RNA binding. Gene Ontology annotation, cellular component: U12-type spliceosomal complex; U4 snRNP; pICln-Sm protein complex.